Messenger RNA from Dunckerocampus dactyliophorus (ringed pipefish), 3913 nucleotides. RefSeq names its product phosphatidylinositol 4,5-bisphosphate 3-kinase catalytic subunit gamma isoform. Gene Ontology annotation, cellular component: cytoplasm; phosphatidylinositol 3-kinase complex, class IA; plasma membrane. Lineage: Eukaryota; Metazoa; Chordata; Actinopteri; Syngnathiformes; Syngnathidae. Gene Ontology annotation, biological process: phosphatidylinositol-mediated signaling; cell migration; phosphatidylinositol 3-kinase/protein kinase B signal transduction. The record is from RefSeq and is a predicted model, not a curated record. Gene Ontology annotation, molecular function: 1-phosphatidylinositol-4-phosphate 3-kinase activity; 1-phosphatidylinositol-3-kinase activity.
AUGGACGUGCAUCUGCCGUCUGUAAGCUCAUUUCCAUGGACUCCAAAGCGCAGUCAGAACAAGCUGAGGCUGAUCUGCCAGUUCAUCUCCGGUCUGCAGCUCCCCCACGAUGAGCAUCCUGGUGUCGACAGGGUGUCCGUCAUCCUGCCUGCUCAGAGCACGCUCCAGCAGCUCAGGAUGCACGUCUCCUUCCAGGUGCAGGAUCGCCAUCCAGAUCCCCUUGCAAUACUGGAUCCAGAGAGGUACACUCUGCUGUAUGCUAAGAUGGAAGACUGGUACGAGGCCUAUGACGACUGCCAGAUCAUCAGGACGCUGAACCUGCCGUGGUGGCAUGACAACGCUGGACUGCUAACAGCCCACAUGGUGCUAAAGGAGAAGGCGGCGGUAGAUUCAGAGUGGAAGCAGAAGCAACAUCACCUGCUGGCCUUCCUGAUCGGACACAAUUUGGAAGAAGAGGUAUCGGGCAGACUUGGAGAGCUUGCGUACACCCGCAGGAAACUGGCAUCUUCCAUCAAUCAGGAGAUAAAGCGUCGAGAUGACACAUUGUACACCACAGAGCCUUGGAUUGUAAACACCCCCGUCCCGGAUGACUUAAAGACCCUGCUAAACAGGAAGCUCCUGGUCACACUACAUUACAUGAACCAGAUCAGCUUCAGUAUCCAAGUGGAUGUUAGCGCAACACCUGAUAUCCUUCUCAAGAUUCAAGAUUCAAGAGAGUUUUAUUGUCAUGUGCAUGGUAAAACAGCAGUUAUACCAUGCAAUGAAAAUCUUAUUCUGUUCAUUCUCCCAAGAAAAGAAAGAAAACACAAGAAAAAGCAGGACAUUUCUGACACUUUGGUGCUGAAGGUAUCUAGAAGAGAGGAGUUUCUAUCAGGGGACUACCCCCUAAAGAAUUUCCAGUGGGUGCAACAGUGCUUGAAAGACAAUCAAGACCUCCACCUGUCUGUGGUCCCUGUCUCACAGCUCCUAAAGGAGAUCGUCUAGUUGGAGGACUUGCCGCUUGUGGAUGCUUUCAGGGGCACUUUCAGCUCCCAUGAAGAUCUCUGCCUGGAAGGGAAACAUUUGUAAGACAUCUUCAUGAUAUCCCUGUGGGAUUGCAACAGAAAGUUCCGUGUCAAACUUAUCGGCAUUGACGUUCCAACGCUGCCGAGCCAAUCCCUGCAAUGGGUUUUUGUGGAUGCAUCAAUACUUUAUGGCAACAAGGUUCUCUCAUCAGUGUCUUCAACUCCAAAACUCUUCGCAGAUGAAGUCCUGUGGAACGAGUGGCUGGACUUUGAUGUAUCGCGUGGCGCCAAGCUGGGCUUCACCAUUACACCAGCAGCAGUGACAACAUCUGACGUGGCCUAAAGGAAGGUGAAGGUGCUCUACUUCGUCAAUCUUCUCCUGAUAGAUCACAGGUCGCUCCUCACACAGGGAUCCAUCACUCUGCACAUGUGCUCCCACCAUGACCAGGAGGAUGAGGCCAUCACCUACCAAGCAGACAAGCUGUCCUGUGCUAUCAACCCAGAUAGCGCCAACUCCAUGGCCAUUAGCUUCCUUCUUGACUGCUACAGCUUCCCCGUGGUUCUCCCAAAGUGUUUUAGCCACACUCCCAACACGAGCAGAUCUCAUUCUGCCAAUGACAAACAAGCCAAUGAGCCUGAAACCUUCAGACCCUUUUCUCAAGGCGUUCAAAACAAGGCUGGCCUCAGAAGAUUGAGGGAGAAGAGCGUUUGCUACGGCCCUAACCUACCCAAGUUCCUCUGCACCGUGGAUUGGAUGAACAGCAGAGUGGUGGAAGAUGUCCACUGGUUGGUGGCAAACUGGGACCCGGUAGAACUGGAUGUGGCCGUGGCCCUGGAGCUGUUGAGCAUGGACUUUGCUGACGAGGUGGUCAGGAGAUUGGCGGUCCAGAGACUGGAGAGCCUCUCUAAUAACGGCGUUCUCAAGUAUUUGCUGCAGUUGGUGCAAAGCAUCAAAGUGGAAGCGUACCACGAUAGCGUCCUCGCUCGCUUCCUCAUCCAAAGAGCCUUAAGGAGCAAGCGCAUCGGCCACUUCUUCUUCUUGUACAUACGCGGGGAAGUGACGGCGUGUCCGUAUUUCCGGCAGCGCAUGGCCGUGGUUCUGGAGGUCUACUUGCUAGGCUGCAGUCAGGCCAUGCUGGACGGCUUUGCCCGGCAGGUGCAGGCCGUGGACGCCCUGCAGGAGGUUGCCGUCAAGAUGAAAAGACUCUACCCUGAAAAAACAGGCCUUCCUCCUACAGGUAAAGACAUUCUGGAAAGAUAUUUGCAGGCUCUGAAUUCCCCUGAUGUGGUGCAUUUGGGAAUAAAGUACUCCUCUAAAGUGUGGCUUAACUUCACCACCAUCGCCUUCACUCAACAGCUCCUUCAAGACAGCGUUCUUCCUGAGUUUCUGCUGCCUUUGGACCCCCGCAUCAAAGUAGGACGGAUUCUGUGCUUAUGGAGUGAAUCACUCAACCAUAGGAACAAUUUACAAAGGCAAGGUUUGAAUUAUGGAACAUGUGAAGACUUCUAUACCAAUGGCAUCCACUAUCAUUACAAAGAGGAGUCUAACGACGACAAAGAUUUGUCCUUUCUUCAAUAUCUCCGCCUCCUCCUCCACCACCAACGACGUAUGCUCGACCACUCCUCUUCAAAGACUUUACUGGUGAUACUGGUGAUGGACUCAAUCUGGCAGCAGCAGUCACUGCACCUCAACCUCUUACCGUAUGGCUGCAUCUCCACAGGACACAACGUAGACAUGGAACAGUUUCGCAAGGCUCUGGCACACCAAGGACACAUGGUGGGUAGCCAUGAGAAAUCGCUCCAGGGGAUUAUGGAAGCCCUCUCCGUGCUUUCUACUAACAUGGAGGCAUUAAACCAGCGACUUGGACACUCUUCUCUGCUUCCACCACCAGAGGGCGGUACCUCCGCUACAAGACUCAACGCUCGACAAGCCCGCUGGUCACUAUUCCUCACUCGCUUCAACUUCUCAAUCACUUACAGACCCGGUUCACGCAACAUCAAGCCCGAUGCUCUGUUCAGAGUCUUCAGCUCCACGGAGGAGGAGAGGACGCCAGAGACUAUCAUACCUGUGGCUUGGGUGUUGGGUGCACUCCAGUGGGAGGUGGAGAGAAGGGUGUCGGAGGCAACAGACGGGAGGAGACCACCUGAGGGUUGUCCUCCAGGUAGACUAAUUCGUUCCAGAGGAUUUAAGACUAACGGCCAGACAGAGUGGGCCAACCAGGACCUGGAGACUGCCCUACGUUGCGUCUGUCACCGGCACCCAUCCUCCUGGGCCCCCCACCUCCCCCAGCUGAAUACGCACACAACACACUCCUCAGCUCAGCCACAGGAGGCGGAAGUUGCGGUGCCAUCCGUGCAGGUUGGCGACAAGGUCUGGUUGUCUUCCAAGGACUUACCUUUAGCAGGGACGAAUAGGAAGUUGGCGCCCAGAUUUGUGGGUCCCUACACCGUGGACUCCAUCAUCAGCUCCUCCUCCAUGAGACUCAAACUGCCAUCCAAUCUCAAGGACACGUGCGUUCAGGCUUCCCUGGCGCUGCGUUCACACUCGGGUCUGCUGGUGACGCUCUUCUCCCUCAUGCUGCUGACGGGCAUGCCGGAACUGAGUGCCGCAGAGGACAUGCAGUACCUGCGGGAGGCACUGCAGGAGGACAGGAGCGAGGCGGAGGCGAAGGAGCAUUUCCUUCUGCAGAUUAGCAGGUGUCAACAUCUGGACUGGACUGUGCAGGCCAACUGGUGGAUCCACCGGAUGGCAAAUAGAUGAGAGAUGAUAUUAGAGGAACAUAGUUUCAAAUGAUUUCUAAACUUUGUGGUAGAAAGUGAAUUUGAGUGUUUAUGGUGCCCAAAACGGAAAUGCUAAAGUUCCGUCUGCCCACGCUAGCUUCAUUUGCUAGCUAGCUGGAUUACAUAAA